AUGAAUAUAUCAUCACCAACCGUGGCAGAUGACAUGACACUCAUAUCAUAUUCAAGUAGGGCCUUAAGCAUUAUGCUUGACAUAUGUUAUACAUAUUCCCGUCAGUGGCGCUACGAAUAUAAUGCCAGUAAAUGUGCAGUUGUGGUAUUCAAUGCAACCCCAAGUUUCUACUCGAAACCGGAAGUAUGGUCCAUAGGCGGAAGCGAAAUAAAAAUGACUCUAGAUUAUACGCAUUUAGGCAUUAAGACAGACAGAUAUUUAAGCACUAGACAGCUAAUGUAUGAGGCUGGUGUGAAAUUGAGAGGACUUGACACUAUAAACAGUUUGUGUAACGAUGAAGAAGAGCAUCGAGCCGACUGUCUUCUUAAGAUCAGUCCGACUGUGGGCAAACCAUCCUUGGAAAAUGGCAUGCAUAAGGGAAAGAAUGGUAUGACAUGGUUCAUUGGAGAUUUCAAUGCUUCAUAUGACAUAGAGGUCAGAAAAUCUAACAGAGAACAGCUGUUCUUUCAUUUUGUACAAUGUACAAAUUUAGUUCCUGUAAACAGUUUAGAUAUUUGCUCCGGCACAAAGUCAACAUUUGUAACAUAUGAUAACAGUUACGAAAGUAUAAUAGACUUUAUUUGUAUACCAGUUGAGAUGUAUGAUUGUGUUACUCAUUGUGAAGUUAUGGAUGACAGUUGUUUAAAUGUGUCAAGGCAUAGGCCUGUGUUAUGCAAAUUAGAAAUUCCAAUCAGUGCGACACGAGACUACAUCGCUACGGAUAGUGAAAAUAUGAAAAUUAAUUGGAAAAAAGUAAGUGAUGUGCAAGUGACGGAAUUCCAACGCAGGCUAAAAGAUAUUUCUUCCCUCCAAUAUUACGCCCAUAAACAACUUAACAAUCAAGAUAUAGACAAGUUUUACGAGAUAAUAUCUUCGUCCCUCAAUAAAUGUGCAGGAUGUAUUUUUCCAAAGAAGCGCUUUAGACCAUAUUUAAAACCCUACUGGAAUUCCCGUUUGACUGAAUUGCAUGACAAUAUGACUCACAGGAGGAACACAUGGUGCCAACAUGGAAGACCGAAAGAAAAGGGUAAUGAACACUAUACGGAAUACAAAUCGGCCAAACGCGAAAUUAGAAGAUACCACAGAUAUUGCACGGCACAAUACAUGACAGAACUAGACAGGGAAAUCGACCAAACUGCAGAGCUUGACUCGCGCAUGUUUUGGAAAUUAGUUAAUAAUAGACGUAAACAGUCAUACCGUAAAUUAGGCGCCGGUAUGAAAUUUAAUGACACGGUAUUUUGGGACCAACAGGAAAUUACAGAACAAUGGGGACACUACUUUAAGAAACUAUAUACACCUACUGCUGACUCCACGUAUGACUCCAGCUGGAAGACAACUGUCGAAGAGAAAGUACGCGAAACAUUAAACAGGUCUGUACCGGAUCAAAAUGUCAAGAUUGUGCCGGAAUCGAUUACAAGUAUGUUGCAAACAUGCCCGUUGGGAAAAGCAUCUGGAGCUGAUGACAUUGCAUAUGAGCAUCUAAUAUAUGGCGGUGCGUUUGUAUCAAUUAUACUGGCUUCCUUGUUUACCGGUAUGCUUCGAAAUGCAUAUAUACCAGACGUAAUGAAACGUGGAAUUAUUCUGACAAUGCACAAGGGUGGGAAUAAGAGCAGGGACGAUCCUAACAACUACCGUGCAAUAACACUUACAUCAACUGUUCUUAAAUUAUUUGAAAUGGUCCUCGUAGAAAGAACAAAACCUUUUAUUUUACAAAGCUUAAGUCCACAACAAGGUGGCUUCCAGGAAAAGCUUGGCUGCUUAAUGACAUCUUUUGUGUUAAGAGAAUCCAUUUGGUUUAGCAAAGAAAAUUCUAGCAAACUUCAUAUCUGCUUUCUAGACGCAAAGCAAGCGUUUGAUCGAGUGUGGCACUCUUCACUCCUCUACAAACUCACCCAAAGUGGGCUAGAUUCUACAACACUUUUAGCAUUUUCUGAACUGUACACAAAUAUGACCAGUUGUUGGCGCUACGAAUAUAAUGCCAGUAAAUGUGCAGUUGUGGUAUUCAAUGCAACCCCAAGUUUCUACUCGAAACCGGAAGUAUGGUCCAUAGGCGGAAGCGAAAUAAAAAUGACUCUAGAUUAUACGCAUUUAGGCAUUAAGACAGACAGAUAUUUAAGCACUAGACAGCUAAUGUAUGAGGCUGGUGUGAAAUUGAGAGGACUUGACACUAUAAACAGUUUGUGUAACGAUGAAGAAGAGCAUCGAGCCGACUGUCUUCUUAAGGGAAACAUAGGCGACACUAUGAAAUUAUGGAGUAUUAUAGUAGAUGAUUAUGGGUUGAGCUUUUUCCGAGAAUUCGUCUUACAAACCCCGUCAAAACAAGUUCAAAUAAUUCUGUUUGACCUUAUUAAUACUGACGUUGUAGAUGAUGAAUGCAGGAUAUCACCUAAAAGUAUUAGAAUUUUGAAAGUCUUGCAUAAGGUUUUAGAGGAUUUAAGAUGA
Messenger RNA from Mercenaria mercenaria, 2481 nucleotides. RefSeq lists its product as uncharacterized. The record is from RefSeq and is a predicted model, not a curated record. NCBI's taxonomy places the organism in Eukaryota, Metazoa, Mollusca, Bivalvia, Venerida, Veneridae. The transcript has 7 exons. The coding region runs from base 1 to 2481 and encodes 826 amino acids.